Sus scrofa (pig) is the source of this 944-nucleotide messenger RNA. RefSeq names its product interferon induced transmembrane protein 5 (gene IFITM5). Gene Ontology annotation, biological process: bone mineralization; bone morphogenesis. The record is from RefSeq and is a predicted model, not a curated record. NCBI's taxonomy places the organism in Eukaryota, Metazoa, Chordata, Mammalia, Artiodactyla, Suidae. Gene Ontology annotation, cellular component: plasma membrane.
UGAGCUCACCCCCAGACCGCUCGGGACUGGGGUCGGAGGCGUCAACAGCCAAGGGGCCUGAGGAGCAGCUGCUGAGGGGAGGAGGGUGGCCCUGGAGCCAGUGCAGGGCGAGCCGGCAAAGUCCCAGGUUACCCCCUUCUCCCUUUUCUGCUCCGUUUUCUCCUUAGUGCUGUCCUUUUUCACCCUGUAUUGGCCUGUCUCCUCCCACUGGCACUCCAGCGGGGACGUUUGCAUGCCCGAGGUUGGGCUUUGGUGACCAGAAGGAGCUGGAGCCAGGAGACGGCGCUGGAACCCAUGGACACGUCGUAUCCCCGCGAGGACCCCCGGGCCCCGACGCCCCGCAAGGCCGACGGUGCCCACACGGCCCUCACGCUGGGGGCGCCGCGACCCCCACCUCGAGACCACCUGAUCUGGUCGGUGUUCAGCACCCUCUACCUGAACCUGUGCUGCCUUGGCUUCCUGGCGCUGGCUUACUCCAUCAAGGCCCGAGAUCAGAAGGUGGCUGGAGACCUGGAGGCAGCCCGGCGUCUCGGCUCCAAAGCCAAGUGCUACAACAUCCUGGCCACCAUGUGGGCAUUAGUGCCACCUCUGCUGCUCCUGGCGCUGGUGGUGACCGGCGCCCUGCACCUGUCCCGGCUGGCAAAGGGCUCCGCCGCCUUCUUCAGCACCAAGUUCGACGACUCAGACUAUGACUGACAGGCUAGGCCCUGUCCCCGUCCUGACCCAGGGAGCCCUUGGGACUCCGACUGUCUUACAGGAACCCCCCUGCCAAGCCUGGACACCUAACGCUGACCCUGAAGAGCCCCCAUUUGGACCCCAGUGGCCCUACCCUAACCUACUCCCCAGUUCCUUAACUUCUGGCCCUUAGUCCAGACCCUCCCUCCCCACUCCCACUUACCAGGCUCAGCCUCAGUUUCACAAUUAAAAGCGUCUGGUUCCAGAAA